Molecule: messenger RNA, 924 nt
Organism: Ochotona princeps (American pika)
Lineage: Eukaryota; Metazoa; Chordata; Mammalia; Lagomorpha; Ochotonidae
Gene: ITGB1BP1
Product: integrin subunit beta 1 binding protein 1
Exons: 7
Coding region: 217-819 (200 amino acids)
Biological process (GO): negative regulation of substrate adhesion-dependent cell spreading; negative regulation of focal adhesion assembly
Cellular component (GO): lamellipodium; cytoskeleton; ruffle
Molecular function (GO): integrin binding
Source: RefSeq, a predicted model, not a curated record
UCUAGGGACGGGACUGCGCCUGCGCGAGGCCGGGCGAGGCGGGCUGGAAAAGCUGGCGCUGGAGUGGGACCUGGAGUGAGCCGGCCGGGCACCCGCACCCGCGGCUGCGCCCAGCUCCGAGCGCCGGCGACCCCCGGGCUGGGCCCGCGGCGGCGAGGAACUGUGACGAGCACACGUGUGCUUGCAGGGGAACCUCUGGACCAUGCAGUGGUGAGAAUGUUCCGGAAAGGCAAGAAGCGGCACAGCAGCAGCAGCUCCCAGAGCAGCGAAAUCAGCACCAAGAGCAAGUCUGUGGAUUCCAGCCUGGGGGGCCUCUCACGAUCCAGCACAGUGGCCAGCCUUGACACAGACUCCACAAAGAGCUCAGGACAAAGCAACAAUAAUUUAGAUACCUGUGCAGAAUUCCGCAUAAAAUACGUCGGUGCCAUUGAAAAACUGAAAAUCUCCGAGGGAAAAAGUCUUGAGGGGCCGCUGGAGCUGAUCAACUACAUAGACGUCGCCCAGCAAGAUGGAAAGCUGCCUUUUGUUCCUCUGGAGGAAGAAUUUAUUAUGGGAGUUUCCAAGUAUGGUAUCAAAGUGUCCACAUCAGAUCAGUAUGAUGUUCUGCACAGGCACGCCCUGUACCUCAUCAUCCGCAUGGUGUGCUAUGACGACGGGCUGGGGGCCGGGAAGAGCCUCCUGGCUCUGAAGACCACCGAUGCAAGCAAUGAAGAGUACAGCCUGUGGGUGUACCAGUGCAGCAGCCUGGAGCAGGCACAGGCCAUCUGCAAGGUGCUGUCCACCGCUUUCGACUCCGCACUCACAUCUGAGAAGUCUUGAAUCCUGGCAGCCUCGUCAGAAUGUCCGGCUCGUGUCUGAAACUGGCUGUCUGCAGUGUUGAACUGUUACGGGAACAUGAAGUCAUCCUUUCUCCACACGUCCUGG